UAGAAAGCAGCAAAGUCCAUCAACGCGACCGACACUCAAAUCAUUCGUUGAAUUGGACCUCGUCGUCAAGCUCCAUCUCUGUCUCACUCUGAACCAUGUUAACUCAAGCAUGGCCUUUCAUGGCGGCGACGAUGAUGUUCUUUCUGCACAUGUGUUUACCAGUGGAGUCCGUCGCCGAAGCUGAUCGAAUCCUGCGGCUGCCAGGCCAACCACGAGUCAGUUUCCGGCAAUUCUCAGGCUACAUCACUGUCGACGACAAACAAGACCGAGCUCUCUUCUACUACUUCGUUGAAGCCAAAACCAACCCCGCUUCAAAGCCUCUUGUUCUUUGGUUAACUGGAGGGCCUGGUUGUUCCUCCGUUGGAGCCGGAGCUUUCUGCGAGCAUGGACCUUUUAAGCCAGCCGGAGACAUUCUGGUCAAACAUGACUACAGUUGGAAUAAGGCGGCGAACAUGCUGUACCUGGAGUCGCCGGCCGGAGUUGGGUUCUCUUAUUCGGCCAACAAAUCCUUCUACUCAUCAGUGAACGAUGCCAUCACGGCACGCGACAGCCUCGUCUUUCUCGAGCACUGGUUCAGCCAAUUCCCAGAGUACAAGAACAGAGAGUUCUUUAUAACAGGGGAGAGUUAUGGGGGACACUACGUGCCACAGCUGGCGGAGCUCAUAAUCCGAUCCAAAGCACCUUUCAAUCUGAAGGGCAUAGCAAUAGGGAACCCGCUGUUGGAAUUCAACACAGAUUUGAACUCGAGGGCGGAGUACUUGUGGUCGCACGGACUGAUAUCGGAUGCGACGUACGAGCUGUGCAACAGCGUCUGCAACUUCUCGCAGAUUACAAUACAGCAGCAGGCUGGGGGGGCUCUCAGCCCGCCCUGCUCUCGAGUGUGGACCGAAGCUUCAAGAGAGAUCAGCACAUUCGUCAACACCCACGAUGUUAUAUUGGAUGUCUGCUUGUCAUCCAACGAUUCCCAAUCUCAGCUUCUUCAUCCACUGGGGGAUGCUACAAAGAUAGAUGUAUGUGUGAUAGAUGAAACUAUUUCCUACUUGAAUCGAAAAGAUGUACAAAAGGCCUUCCAUGCCCGACUUGUUGGAGUCGAGCAAUGGACCAUGUGCAGCAAGGUGCAGAGGUAUGAGGUGCAAAGCCUAGAGAUACCCACAAUUGGAUUACUGGGUUCCCUCGUGAAGUCUGGAAUUAGAGUCUUGGUUUACAGUGGGGAUCAAGACUCAUUGAUCCCAUUAACAGGGACUCGCAAGCUGGUGAAUGGUUUGGCCAAGGAGUUGGGCUUAGACACUAGUGUUCCCUACAGAGCCUGGUUUGAAGGCAGACAGCUGCAGGUUGCUGGAUGGACACAGGUUUAUGGGGAUAUACUGACGUUUGCGACGGUGAGAGGAGGGGCUCAUGAAGCGCCAUUUUCGCAGCCAGAGAGGUCGCUUGCUCUCUUCUAUGCUUUCUUGGCUGCAAAGCCACUCCCUGUGGCUGUGCCAUCCACUACCACUAAGCCUAUUCACUAGAAAAAUCUAUGGAUGCAUCUUAUAACUUGAUCUCUUCCUUUUGUUCAAUUAUUAGCAAGAGCUCUAAGACUUGCUCUCUCCGUAUUGUCUUGAAGCACAAUAAGCAAAUACACAAGAUAUAUACAGGACAGAGAGUUGCUUAGUUUUAACAAUAAUGAGUGUAUCGAUAAGAAUUUCUAGUAGAGUUUCUAAUAUGAAACAAAACCAAAUCUCA
Messenger RNA from Diospyros lotus (date-plum), 1722 nucleotides. RefSeq names its product serine carboxypeptidase-like 45. NCBI's taxonomy places the organism in Eukaryota, Viridiplantae, Streptophyta, Magnoliopsida, Ericales, Ebenaceae. Gene Ontology annotation, biological process: proteolysis. The coding region runs from base 96 to 1508 and encodes 470 amino acids. The record is from RefSeq and is a predicted model, not a curated record. The transcript has 10 exons. Gene Ontology annotation, cellular component: vacuole. Gene Ontology annotation, molecular function: serine-type carboxypeptidase activity.